AUGCUCUCUGGAAUUCUCAUCUUCAACCAGAAGGGUGAGAACCUCAUCUUUCGCGCCUUCCGCAACGACUGCCGCCCGCGACUUGCCGAUGUCUUCCGCAUUCAGGUCAUCUCCAACGCCCAAGUACGCUCGCCCAUCCUCACCCUUGGCUCCACCACCUUUAGCCAUGUCAAACACGAGAACAUAUACCUGGUCGCCGUGACCAAGAGCAAUGCCAAUGCGGCGCUCGUCUUUGAGUUUCUGUACCGCUUGGUGGGAUUGGGGAAGGCUUACUUCGGCAAGUUCGACGAGGAGGCCGUGAAGAACAAUUUCGUGCUGGUUUAUGAGCUGCUGGACGAGAUUCUGGAUUUUGGAUACCCACAGAAUACAGAGACAGACACGUUGAAGAUGUACAUCACAACUGAAGGUGUCAAGUCGGAAAGGGCAAUGGAGGACUCCUCGAAGAUCACAAUGCAGGCAACUGGUGCCCUUUCCUGGCGGCGGGCCGAUAUCAAGUACCGCAAGAACGAAGCCUUCGUCGAUGUCAUCGAGGACGUCAACCUGCUCAUGUCCGCGACGGGAACAGUACUGCGAGCCGACGUGAACGGACAGAUCAUAAUGCGCGCAUAUCUCUCGGGCACACCCGAGUGCAAGUUCGGUCUCAACGACCGACUAACGUUGGGCGAAGAUCAUCUACAACAACCGUCUGGAAACAAGGCAGGCGCGAAGGCUACAAGGGCAGCAGCGGGAAGUGUGACAUUGGAGGACUGUCAAUUCCACCAAUGCGUAAAGUUGGGCAAGUUCGAUGCGGACAGGAUAAUAUCCUUUGUUCCGCCCGACGGCGAGUUCGAGCUGAUGCGCUACCGAGCGACCGAGAACGUAAACCUGCCUUUCAAGGUGCACGCCAUUGUCAACGAGGUUGGCAAGACCAAGGUCGAAUACAGCAUCGCUAUUCGCGCCAACUAUGGCUCCAAGCUUUUUGCGACAAAUGUUGUCGUGCGGAUACCAACACCACUCAACACGGCGCGCAUUACCGAGCGGACAUCACAAGGCAAAGCCAAGUACGAGCCGGAGCACAACAACAUCGUCUGGAAGAUACCGAGGUUUACGGGGCAAAGUGAGUUUGUGCUGAGUGCUGAGGCCAGCCUGACCAGCAUGACCAACCAGAAGGCGUGGUCCCGACCACCGCUCAAUCUGAGCUUCUCAUUGUUGAUGUUCACCAGUUCGGGGCUACUUGUACGAUACUUGAAGGUGUUCGAGAAGAGCAACUACAGCAGUGUAAAGUGGGUGCGUUACAUGACGAGAGCGGGUAAUUAUGAGAUAAGCUGCUCCAUCAUGGAGGGCGUUGCUGCGUUCUCUCUGAUAUGCAACGUUAUACAGAUUGUCGAGCUUUCUCGAAAAAUCAUCACGACAGCAAAAGAGAUCCAGUCUUCUCGCAGCGGUGCGAUAGAUGAUCACGAAGAGUUGCAAGUCGCGGCUACAUACCUACAGCGUACUGUUGAUGAUCUGCGGCACAAAUCGACAGACGACGUUCUGCAACAGCUGGCAAGUCGCAGCCAGGCAGCCAUCAGCAGACACAUGGCUCUUUUAGAGUCGCUCCGUGGAAAAGGGCAGAUUGGCUCAUUGCAAGCCACGUUCAUGGCUAUGAAAGCACGAUGGAAACAGCGCCAACUAGAGGAGUCGCAAGCACAUGUUGAUCGCCUUUCCAAGCACCUCACGACUCACAUUAUCUUGACUUGCAUUCCAAGUUUGAAACGAGACAUGGGUCAUCUCGGUGCAGACAUUGCGAAUCAUCAUCAGAGGAUGGACGAAGAUAUCGGAGUAUUGAAGAGGCAACUAGCAAGAGUAGGCACGACGUUGGGUGAGACAUCAAGGACUGGAGAUACGACACAAGAUUUAGUGCGCCAAUUGCAUCAAUGGAUCACCGAGAAAGAAGAGAUACAAAUCCAGAGACAGUGUCUGCAUGCGCUUUACUUUCCACAGCUGCGUAGCCGGGAGGAAGAAGUCAAACCCGCGCACAAAAAGACUUUUGGGUGGAUCUUUGAUGAUCCUAGCGAUGACGCGGAAGCGAUUCAGAAGUCGAAAUUCAGGCGAUGGCUCCAUUCGGAUGAUUCUACCGAGAACCUGUUUUGGAUCUCAGAAUGGAUAACCGGCGGCCCUCAAUUCCAGUUCCCAUACGAUAGCCUCCUCAGUGCUCUCAACCGCCUCGUUACCAUCGCACCUAGACACGAUCUCCGAUUUCUCUUCCUGGUCGACGGUCUUGACGAGUUCGACGAUAGGCCAACUCAACUCGAACACUUCAUCUACAGUAUGGCGCCGAAUAAUGAAGUACUGAAUCACCUGAAAACACUUAUUCAGGGCAUCUGUAACGAUAAGAGUGGCAUGGAUAGAGACAUAGCAGGCUACCAGGCUGCGAAGCAUGCUAUGGAAUCCCUAGGAGAUGUCAGCGAUGAGGUUAAAGAAGGGCUCAAAGGGGCCAAAAUCAAUGCCGGAUCUGGAAAGCCGACGCCACAUAAUAUGCUCAUUGUCGACAGGGAUGGCGAGAAGUGGAUGGUUCAUCUUAUGCACCUGAUGUGGAUGCUUAGGUACACAGCACUUGGGGAAGAAAUGAAGACUACAGACGACGCGGAAUCUAAAGUCAAAGAAAUGAUAAAGAAGUGGGUUGAGGAAAAGCGUACCUGGCUUGAUGAGCAUGAGAAAUGCUGGGAGGCGGCUGGCAAGUGGAUCGCGGAGGAGAAACGAGGCGGGAAAGCAUUGAUGAUGUUGCCACGACCCGACUCAAGCAGUGCCUAG
Alternaria viburni is the source of this 2772-nucleotide messenger RNA. RefSeq lists its product as uncharacterized. NCBI's taxonomy places the organism in Eukaryota, Fungi, Ascomycota, Dothideomycetes, Pleosporales, Pleosporaceae. Bases 1 to 2772 code for a protein of 923 amino acids. The record is from RefSeq and is a predicted model, not a curated record. Gene Ontology annotation, cellular component: AP-2 adaptor complex; cytoplasmic vesicle. Gene Ontology annotation, biological process: clathrin-dependent endocytosis; intracellular protein transport. Gene Ontology annotation, molecular function: clathrin-cargo adaptor activity. The transcript has 5 exons.